Molecule: messenger RNA, 761 nt
Organism: Drosophila rhopaloa
Lineage: Eukaryota; Metazoa; Arthropoda; Insecta; Diptera; Drosophilidae
Exons: 2
Coding region: 100-633 (177 amino acids)
Molecular function (GO): DNA binding
Source: RefSeq, a predicted model, not a curated record
UCUCUAAAGCGCGGCUGCAAGACUUAAGAAUUUAUUAAAUUCAAGAUUUUAAUCAAUUUUAUAGCGUUUAAAGGCUAAUUAAACAAUUAAAAUUGAAAAAUGUGGAACACCUCGAAAGUGUAUGAGAAGAAUACCACCAAAAACGAGGAAAGCGGUGAGGAGGAGGCUGCUUACAUCAAAGAGGAAGAUAAUUUAAAGCCGGAGAGGACUAGUUCUCUACUCAUAAAUCGCAUCCAUAUGUCACUAAGGCAAAAUCAGCUUCCCUAUUCAAAGCCCAUCCCCCAGAACCGCGAGGAACUCCUCCAGAGCAUUGGACGAGAUCGUGAGGUUCUGGGAGCCUACUUCCAGAAAUUGAGCAGCCAGCAAUCGCCGGCUCCAUCACCACCGGCUCCUAAUCCUCCAAUUCCUCAGAGAAACAGCUACGACCUGUUCUUCGAAAGCGCCUGUGUCAGUGUCAAGGGCUUGCCACCCAAACUGGCCGCAGAGGCCAAGAGUCGCAUCUCCCAGAUCAUCACCGAGUUCGAGAUCCGCGCCAUCUCAGAAAUUGAAGCCCAGCAGGAGCGUCAGAUGCAGAACCAAACCAGAAGAGAUGGUGCAUCAGAGAUUGUCUACGAAUUUCGUCCCUGUCUGUAAAGUAGGUUGGGUGUUUGCCGUUCAAGCUCCUCAACUCAUCCACUACACUCACUUUACAUUUUGGACGACCUCUAACUCCGGACUAUCAAAAUUCAGAAUAAAAUUUAAAGCGUUCUACAUCCAGUAAA